Elaeis guineensis (African oil palm) is the source of this 1435-nucleotide messenger RNA. Its product is annotated as transcription factor MYB60. The record is from RefSeq and is a predicted model, not a curated record. NCBI's taxonomy places the organism in Eukaryota, Viridiplantae, Streptophyta, Magnoliopsida, Arecales, Arecaceae. Gene Ontology annotation, biological process: response to auxin.
CCUUUUUUGAAGGGGAUCACCCUGUUCUAGUCGUCCUAUAAAUGAGCACUCACAUGCUCAUGAGACACUUGUAGGGAGCAGAGAAAGAAAACUGUAGAAAAGAAAGGGAGAAAGAAGAGGGUAGUUGCAGUGAGAUAGCUAGCCAUGGGAAGGCCUCCAUGCUGUGAUAAGAUUAACAUUAAGAAAGGUCCUUGGACUCCAGAAGAAGACAUAAUCUUGGUCUCCUACGUUCAAGAACAUGGACCUGGGAACUGGAAAUCAGUAGCUACAAACACUGGCUUGAUGAGAUGUAGUAAGAGCUGCCGACUAAGAUGGACUAACUACCUCCGGCCAGGAAUUAAGCGCGGAAACUUCACCCCGCAUGAAGAAGGAAUGAUCAUCCAUCUACAAGCUUUGCUAGGUAACAGGUGGGCAGCCAUUGCUUCUUACCUUCCUCAGAGAACAGACAAUGAUAUCAAGAACUACUGGAACACCCACCUGAAGAAGAAGAUCAAAAAGUAUCAAACAACAAUUGGUAGCUACAUGACUCCAUCUGAUUCAACCAUCACCUGUCAUGAGCUUAUAUCCAGAAGCUACAGGGAUGAGACCAGGAAUUCAGAUAUCUCCACCAUCCACUCCCUUCUCCCCAGGUCCAGCCAUAACUCUUCCACCUAUGCCUCAAGCACCGAAAACAUUUCGAGACUCCUAGAAGGGUGGAUGAGGUCCUCUUCAAAGGCUGAUCUCAAGCUAGCUCAGGAUAAACAACAUCAAAGCAUUGAUGCCUUCAAAAUCAGCAGCAAUGCUGCUUUUAACCAAGCAUAUUUUGAAGUGGGGCAAGUUAAGAGUGAUCGAGAAUGUGGUGAUCCUAUUCCCCAAGCACAUAUUGAAGGGGGACAAGUUAUGGAUGACCAAGAACACUGUGGUCGCAUUCCACAUGAAGAGGUUGAGUCAUUCCUCUCAUUUGAAAACUCGAGCGGCAUUUCCUGGGAGAAAUCAUGUGUCAACUCUACAUUCUAUAGACCGCAGUCCAUGGUAGCUGAUGCUGAGGCCAAGCAGAGACCGGACAGCGGACGCCACCCUCUGUCUUUGUUGGAGAAGUGGUUGCUGGAGGAAGCUACAGGACAAGUCGAUCUCAUGGAGCUAUCUGCUGAUGGCUGCUCAGAUGUCAUGUUCCAAUAGUUCUUAUCAUGCCAUUCUAAUGACUCUACCAGCCAUGCAUAAGAUGAAGACAAGAUCAAUGCAUUAGCUGCCAAGUGACCAAGUACGGUUACUAGUACUUAAGAAUACUUAGAGACUAAAAUAAAAAGAAAGUAAAUAUGCAAAGCUGUGUUUUAUGAAUCAUCUGAAGCAAAAUCUAUUAAUUCAAGUGUUAAUCUUUCAUAGUCUUCUGCAUGGUGUAAAAUUCUUGAUGUAAGUGUUCAAUGUUACUGAAUUACAAAUCUGUGUCUGACAAGCA